Molecule: messenger RNA, 1403 nt
Organism: Python bivittatus (Burmese python)
Lineage: Eukaryota; Metazoa; Chordata; Lepidosauria; Squamata; Pythonidae
Source: RefSeq, a predicted model, not a curated record
CUCCUUCUCCUUCUCCUCCCCCUCCUCCCCCCAUCCCCUUUUCCACGUUGGACUUGGGGUGGAUAUCUGGCUGGCCUUGCAAGAGACCUCAUGUCUGCUGCAUGUUCAGUUUGUACACAGCCACAAGGAACGAGGGAUGGCAAAGUCUCUGGACAAAUGCUCUACACACCUGUCUAUUCUUGUUUUCUGUACAGGAUGAAGGUCCACCACGUUGUCCUGCUCGCUCUCUGCCUCCACGCGCCUGACCUGCUCGUCAGCACCUCUGAGCGCUGUGAUGACUGGGGGGUCGACACCAUGAAGCACAGGCCGGUGUACAGUGGCGAGCCAGCCAAGAUCAAGUGCCCCCUCUUUGAGGCUUUCUUGAAGGACAACUACAGCACUGCCCACUCGGCCGGCUUGACCCUCAUCUGGUACUGGAUCGGCCGUGGCCAAGAUCUGGAGGAGCCCAUCAACUUCCGCCACCCCGACAACCACAUCAGCAAAGAGAGGGACGUGCUCUGGUUCCGGCCCGCGCUACUCAACGACACGGGGAACUACACCUGCAUGCUCAGAAAUACCACCUACUGUAGCAAGGUUGCCGUCCCCUUGGAGGUUGUCAACAAAGACCCCGGCUCCUGCGUCAGCCAAGCGGUCAAGCCGGAUGACGUGCUCAUGUAUUCAAACGCGGUCAAGCAGAACCUCUCCUGCCCAGAUGUGGAAAGCUUUUACCCCCCUGGCCUUAAACCAAAGGUCCGCUGGUACAUGAACUGCGACCUCAUAACAAAUCGGUAUUUUGAGCGAAUCCCCAACGGCCUCAACCUCACUUUCACCAUUGUCAGCGAGGUAUACAACGGCGAGUACACGUGUGUGGCAAGUUUCCACGAGAAUGGCCGGGAGUUUGCUCUGACCCGGACUUUGAGAGUCAAGGUGGUAGGAUCGCCAGAAAAAUCAAAGCCCCCAUUGAUCAUCUCCCCAACUGAGCAGAUCUUCUAUGAACUCAAACCAGGUAAUGAUCCAGCCAUGGCCACCUGUUCUUCACAUUCAAAGUCCCAGCUGUCAAAGUCUGCCUCCACCACAUAAAGCUGGAUUGCGGAGAUCGGGAGCAGGUCUUGGAAUGCCUAUACAAAGUUAGAGGUGGGUUCAGGCAGCUUCCUUCUCCCAGACAGCCUCUUCCUCCAUCCCUUUCCAGACUGCUGCCCUCCAGCAGUUCUUGCUUUUCACAGCCCGCACUGGAAUUGCUGGGGGACCAAACCCAGAAUCUACGGUGGCAAAAUGCAGGUCUCUAGCCCAUCUCCUCAUGUUAGCAUUGUCCUUCGUUGACAUGAUGGACACCUUGACGUGGUGGCUGCCACUGUGGUUUAACUACUGUGAGUCUGGUGUCUCUGACUUAAGUAAUGCAGCCUCAAACCACCUUCUGUAGUUUG